This is a messenger RNA of Myxocyprinus asiaticus (Chinese sucker), 1051 nucleotides long. Its product is annotated as S-adenosylmethionine synthase-like. NCBI's taxonomy places the organism in Eukaryota, Metazoa, Chordata, Actinopteri, Cypriniformes, Catostomidae. Gene Ontology annotation, biological process: S-adenosylmethionine biosynthetic process. The record is from RefSeq and is a predicted model, not a curated record. The transcript has 6 exons. Gene Ontology annotation, molecular function: ATP binding; methionine adenosyltransferase activity. The coding region runs from base 75 to 494 and encodes 139 amino acids. Gene Ontology annotation, cellular component: cytosol; methionine adenosyltransferase complex.
UAGUCUCCCGAGAGCAUUCCAAAGAUGGCCGACAGUGGACUGACUUGCUAGAAAGACUUUGGGCAUUUUCUAAAAUGCAUUUUUGCACCCUUGAAGAAAAUUUUGCGAAGGGGACGCCACUCGAAAGGUCGUUCCAAACAAAACAAAACUUCACACAGGGAGGGAAGGAGGACAUAGGGAACCGGGUUUCUUCAAUCUCAGGUUUUGACUAUAAGACGUGUUAUGUGCUGGUGUCUCUGCAGCCUCAGUGUGCUGAGAUCAGUGACUGUGUGUUUGAAGGCAGAGAUAUGGAGGAUAUCGGUGCAGGGGAUCAGGUUUUAAUGUUUGGUUACGCCACUGAUGAAACGGAAGAGUGCAUGUCUCUCACCCUCCUACUAGCUCACAAACUUAACGCCAAGAUGAAGGAACUUUCAAAGACUGGAGUUUGUCCUUGGAUUCUCCCAGAUUCAAAAACACAGCUUGGAGGUGCGCUGACUGCACCCUGCUGGCUUUAACAUGCAAAAACAUGAAAUUUCUCCAGCGGGAUGACAAUUCCUUAUUACAGAAUGUAUGUAUGGUCAGAGGGCAUGAUUAAUCACAUUAUUUUUUUAUAGAAGUGGUCACACUAAAUUAAAGCAUUAAAUCGACAGCCUUAGAAAUAAUCUAGGAUCAUACGUACAAGUAAUUAUUAGUGUGUUUAUGAGCUUUUCAUGAUCACAUUUGUGCGUGACUGCAUUAUCUGUGGUUUUAUAGAGUGAAUGCUGCUGUCUUCUUCAGGGAGAUGCUGGUUUAACUGGCAGGAAGAUCAUUGUGGACACAUGGUGGUUGGGGUGGUCAUGGUGGAGGAGUGUUCUCUGGUAAAGAUUACUCUAAAGUGGAUCGCUCUGGAGCUUACGCUGCCCGCUUGGUUGCCAAAUCACUCAUCAAAGCCAAACGGUGUUCGUAAGGCCAGUGGUUUCGUAUGCUAUUGGUAUUAGUCACCCUUUGUCUGUGUCCAUAUUUCAUUACGGAACAUCAACAAGAGAUGAAGAUGAGCUUUUAGAGAUUGUAAAGAACAAUUCUGACCUGACGU